This is a messenger RNA of Mobula hypostoma (lesser devil ray), 13679 nucleotides long. It is a transcript of the gene scaf1, whose product is annotated as SR-related CTD-associated factor 1. Gene Ontology annotation, molecular function: carbonate dehydratase activity; zinc ion binding; RNA polymerase II C-terminal domain binding. Gene Ontology annotation, biological process: carbon utilization. The transcript has 12 exons. The record is from RefSeq and is a predicted model, not a curated record. The coding region runs from base 695 to 6067 and encodes 1790 amino acids. Lineage: Eukaryota; Metazoa; Chordata; Chondrichthyes; Myliobatiformes; Myliobatidae.
AACUGUUGUAACUGGCUUUCUUCAGUAUUCAGUCUGAGCUUAUGGGAUAUUCUAUGCCGAUCUGAUAUGAAAGAUCUGUGGCAAUACAAUCUUUGUUAGUGUUAUACUAUCAUAUUUGAUCUUGCGUUUCUGACACGGGUUUCAAUAGAUGUAGACCUUUGAAGGAAAGCCGUGCUCUUGCUGUUUACAAAGUGCCGGCUAAUUCCUAAAUCAUUGCGCUCGCUCUCACUUGUACUAACAAAUUAAGGUACAGUAAAUGCAAAUGAGCUGGAAUGUAAAUUCCAACUUUCCACUUUGCUCGAGUAGUGAAAACACAAGGACGUUCCUGAAGUUAGGGUGCCAAUAUUCAUUUCUGUAAUCCUUAAUAAAAAUAAUUAGUGGUAGCAAAGGACCUCUGCUACAGUUCAGAGAUGAAUAGGUUCAAAGGUUCACUUUAUUGUCAAAGUACGCAUGUACAGUACAGCUCUGAUAUUCGUCUUCUCCAGAUAGCCAUGAAAUACAGAAAGUCCAUGGAAGUUGUUGAAAGGAAAGAUAUCAACUGCCCCACCAUCCCAGUACGAAAAAAAUAAACAAAACUUGCAGACCCCAAAAUCCCCCCUGAGGGUCUCAAAGCUGCCACACUGCAAUGGUGUCCUAAUGUGUCCUAAUAUUGCUCCAUGAUUGUUGCCAGUGCCGCCACUGCUGAUCCGGAAUUAUGGAAGAAGAUGAAAACCAGGAUCCACAGCAGAACGAAACUCCGGGGGAUGAAGCAGGAUUGGAUCAGUGCACUGAAUCACAGAGAGAUAGAGGUGCUGAGCAGGUACGCCUGAUCCCACAGCCGCUGAGGCAGAGCACGCACAAUAAUCGGUCUGAGUGCGGCACACCUCCGCAAGCUAACUGCAGAGAUUCGCCAUGUGGACAGCAGGUUAAGAACUCCCUGCAGUGCUUAAGAGGCAUGAACGUGGCCAUUCGUGAACCAAAUGACUGUGGGAAGAUGUGCCAGCGAGAUUCCAGGAAAAAGAAGCAGAUUAGACGACGAAAGGUGUGCAUGCCUGUGGAAUCCAACGUCGCCACCAGAAACUCGCCAGAGGCUGCAGUGCCCAGUCUCCAUGGGAACGGGAACCCGGAGAAAGAAGUGGUAUCAGUUCUACUGUCCCAUCUCAGCAGUGCGCUACAGCACAUCGGAUCCACAUAUGGAGCCACCCUGCGGACACGGCUGAACCCGGAGCCUGAAUCUGUUGCCGAUCUGGGCCCCUCUUAUUUUGGCAGGUUAGAGCCAGAACACACAGAAGAGACGACAGAUUUGCAAGAAGAUGGUGUUUCCAGUCUUGGCAUCCGUUUUGUACGUCACCCCGGGUUUGUUGUUAAGAGAGAUCGGACCUGGCGAUAUAACAAGUCAGUGUCCAGUGGCUUUCCAUCUCCGUCACUGAGGGUACCGUCUCAGAGCAUCGUAAGGGAAGCUUUACCUUUCAGGAAUUGCUUAUGCAGUGGUGGACUGUCCAACACAAGGAACAGCGGAAGCCAUUCCAUGGAAUCCCACGGCAUGAAGAAGGCGAACGAUGGGUUGGGUCUGUUGGAUUCAUACGCUUUGUCACCAGCAUCCUUGGACUGCCUGAGGCAAGGGUUGCUGAGAAACAUGGGUAAUCUGGAGCAAACUGAGACUUUGGGGGACUCGAGAACGAGAAACCCCGAUACAAGGACAGAGAAGAGUAACCAGCCAGUGGCUACAGGCUUCAAAGCAUCCGUUUUCUCCCCCAAUGUAGACUUGACAAUGAAAAGAAGGCUGGAUCCAUUGGGGGUAGAUCUCAUUUGCCUAUCACCGAGAAGCAACAGGCUCGGUGUGCUUGUGAAUCCGAGCACAGAUCAAAAGCCGAUGGCUGAUUCUCCUAUAAAAAGGCUUGUGGGUACUACCCAGGGCUUGCAUCCCUCUGAAGGGGUCAGUUGGGGCAUAGUCCUUGGCAACGGUAGUGGUAUCUCAAAUGGUCAGCAACGGCCAUUAAACGGAGGUGGCUGCUCCAACUCAGGGAACCAACCCAGCUCAUCUAGCAUGCCUCAAACGUGUGAAAAGACAGAGUCCAGUUCAGUCCCUUGCCACCAGAGCGUCACUAAUCGGAUUAGUUGUUCUGACAGUCGACUGAGGCCUGAAGCCUAUGACCCAUUCAAUCCAACUGAUGAAGAAAAUAUUAACGGAGAGUUUAUAGGUGGUGACUUUUCGCCGAAAGAAAGGACGGGCUUGGACGAUGAGGAGGAGGAACCCGAGGAGGACGACGAGGAGAAGUAUGACCCGUUUGACCCUACGGGUUCCAUCGCAAGUUCAAACAACUUGAGCCCAAUGGGAGAUGACUCCGAAGGUGAGCUGAAAAUUGUUAGCGAUGCCGGGCUAACCGAGGAGGAAGAGGAGGAGGACUGCAUGAGCCCUGAGUACGAGAUGGAACGGUCCCCAGAGUCGACGACGUGCGUGUCAUCAGAUGUAGAGCUACGGCCUGACUGUGGGCAUGCGGUCAAGUCAAACCUAGAACCUGACCUCUACAGUUCGCCCGAGUGCGGAGACGCACAGCCGGAGUCCCACGCCAGCUUUACAGAGUUAAGCUCCACGAUCGAACCUGAUUCUAAACUUCAGAGUGAGGCUCAGCUUGACUCAAUCUCUCAACCAGACUCCAACUCGGUUGACUCAGAAGAUGAUACUCAGUCCCAGAAUGAACUGAUGAUAGAUGAAACAGCCUGUGCAAUGUUUGAAGGUGAAGAGCCAGUGUCAUCACCAAUGGAUUUUAGCUUGAUGCAUAAUCCUGAUCCAAAGAUGAAAGAAGAGCCUGAGUCAUUAAAGGUUAUGGAGAAACAGGUCCAUCCCUUGGAAGAGGGUGACCCUUGGAAAAGUGAACAAGCGAAGGAGCCAAGCCUUAAAGGAAAGAUGAGCACUGGUCCCACAGAAGCUUCCAAACACAAAGUGGCUUCAGAUCUGCAGAAUGCACCCAGGUAUCAGAAGGACUCUGAAAAGGUGGAGUCUGAGAUGGCAGGAACACACAAAUCCCAGAGCCGGUCUGCAGAAAAGAUGAGCUCAAGUGGUCGGGUGGGAUCAAAGUCGGCGUUGAAGCAGCGCUCGAGAGCUGAAGCCGUACGGAAGGAUAAAUCUGGUGGUAAGGGGCACUCGAAGGCAGAGCACAAAAGCAAGUCCUCUUCUACUUCCAGGUAUCACCACAAGUCCCACCGUACCGUGGAGAGAAAAGACAACCUUGUCUUCACGGUGAAUGUCUCCAAGUGGCCAGACGAUGCACACAAGUACGAAGAUUCUGAAAUCGAAGAAGGUGAGAUUGUCCAACAGGAUGAAGAGAACUUCAGCCCGGCCAGGACCUUUCGCACUCGAGGGCGGAUUUUUGAGCGUCUAAGAGGAGUUGAAGGGGACGAUUUUAUUUCCCUUCAUGCCGACUCUGACGAGGGGGCGUUGCAGAUUGACCUGGGUGAAAACUCGACGGAGGGUGGACGGAAGAAAUUAGACCGCAGGAGAAAGGUGACAAAUCAACAGAGAGAGAAGGUGCCGAAACACUCGAGGUCACCAGCAGAAUCCAAAGGCCAGUCCGGCUCCCACUCGGAGUCCAGCUCCCGCAGCCGGAAAAAACGCAAGCGGGAACACAAGAAGACCCGAUCGAAGGACCGGAAGCGAUCCAGGUCCCAGUCUCGUGAGCGCAAAAGGUCCACGUCCCGAAGCAGAUUGCGAAUCCAUCACAAAAAGUCCCGGUCGAGAUCCAGGUCCUGGGAACGAAGGCGGUCGAGCUCCCGAUCACGUCAUAAGGUGUCCCGGUCUCGCACCCGUUCCAGGGAGCACCGAAGGUCUAGAUCCUGGUCACCCUCCAUCAGCACCAGCAUGUCGGCUCUGGGCUCCAUGAGAGCUUCGGCUGAGAGGUGGAAGGGCCGCCCGCCCCCGUCAAAGGAAAGUGGGUCAUUCCACCGUUCCCGCUCGAGCAGCAAGUCCAGGAAGGAAAGGCGCAAGAAGGAGAAACAUCGAGAGGUGGAAGCCUCAAAGCGCCGAAGGCAUUCAAGGUCAAGGUCCAAGGAGAGGUCCCAGAGGGAGAAGAGACAGCCCAGCCCUUCCCCUAGAAGGUCAAAAGAAAAGAGCGAAAAAGAGAAGGACAAGAGUAGAGAGAGAAAUCCUGUGAGUGAAAAGAAACACGAGAAAACUACAAAGGGAAGGCGUGACAGCAGGAUAGUGGUUCCUCCUUCGAUUCAGGAGCUGAAUGAUGAUGACAUUCUAAUUAAAGCUCGCUCUAUUACCAGAACCAUUACUGUGAACCCAGGGGAGGCCAUGGAAGACCAAGACGAUUCAAUGGAAGUGGCAGCCCUCUCCCCAAACCGGGAAGCCAUUUAUGACUCGGAUGAAUUGGGCUUUGAGAACAGCUUCUCCGAUGUGGAACCAGCUGACCACUUGCAGGAGGGCAGGGUGCCGGGGAAGGGGCCAGACGGCAAGAAUGAGAGGAGGAGUGUUCACGAGAAAAGCCACCGAGUGGGAGAGACUGGCGCUAAGCUGACCAAAGUGAAGGACCGAAAGAGAGCUCACCCGGAAGAGAAGCCUACCAAGGAGAAGCGAAGGAAGAAGCUAACCGAAGGGCAAAAGGGGCCAGUUGCGACAGACAGCCUGAAGACUGAAAAGAAGGCUAAAGAGCAUUUAAUCGGUGGUCAGUCUGCCAAGAAAAUCAAGGCACCAUCCAAGGAAAGCAAGCAACAGGUGCCUCGGAAAGUCAAACUCCAGUCAAAGGUAGCCGUUCUCAUCCGGGACGGAGUGAGCUGCGCUGCCUCGAUGAAGGAGGACCGCGGGAAGGGGGGAGGUUUAAUCGGCGUGAAGUUCAGCCGGGACAGGGAGAGCAGGUCACCGUUCAUGAAGACCGAGGAGAAGGUCCACGACUCGAAGCCCAGCCGGCACCGGGCUGAGAGCUCGGACAGCAAAAGCACUCCAUUGCGGGUAGUGAAGGGGAAAGCCACGGUGAAGCAGCGGUCGGCAGCAAAGAAGGCCAAGGCAGCUGGUGGGAAGGCCAAGGGCUCUGGGAAGAAGAAGAAGGAGGCCAAGGCCAAGAUUGCCCUGAAGAAGGCUGCAUCUGAUAGCAGCAGCAGCAGCAAGGACUCCAGCCCCUUCAGGAACAAGGAAGAGCUGCAGUGGUCUUCCUCGGAGAAAUCUGAUGACAAAGUGAACCUCCCGAGCCCUGUGAAGGACACGGUGGAGCAGGGACUGUCCCCCCUCUCUCAGAUCUCCGAGAGUACCUCCCAACCCCUGGAGCCGGCCUUUGUGCCAAAGGAGCCCCCACAGCACCAGCCUCCUCCACCACCCCUCCCUCAACAACCGAAGGAUUAUCAUGAGCACAGCGACACUUCAAAGGUCAACGGGGAUAAACCAAGAACACUGAACAAACCACUGUCAUGGGACCUCCAGACAGGAGGAGGAAUGUUAGCACUUACAGCACUGCUGUUCAAGAUGGAGGAAGCCAACCGCGCAAAAGCCCAGGACUCUUUUCAAGCAAUCACUCAGAUUCUCAGCCAGGCAAAGCCCCCUGCGUCUCAAGUGCCGACUAGCCUCUCCAGCCACCUCCCUGCCAGCCAGCCCACACCGAAGUUUCUCCGCCAGGGCUCCUUGUCGAUGCUGGGCACGUCAGCAGGACCGCCCACGUUGCCGGGAUCUGCCAGUCAGCCCCCUGCCACCACCUCCGGGAAACUCUACGGCAUGUUGGACAGCGGCGAGGUGGCCAAGGUAGAGGGGACCACCAGCUUUGAUGCCAACAUGGAUAGUGACCGGUACCUGAAGAAGCUGCACACGCAGGAGCGAGCGGUGGAGGAGGUGAAGCUGGCCAUCAAGCCCUUCUAUCAGAAGAAAGAAAUCAACAAGGAGGAUUACAAGGACAUUCUCCGCAAAGCUGUACAUAAGAUCUGCCACAGUAAAAGCGGUGAGAUCAACCCCGUUAAAGUUGCCAACCUGGUGAAGGCUUACGUGGAGAAAUACAAGUAUGCCCGGAGGCACAGCAAGAGACCAGAGGACAGCAGUCUCCAGAGCAACGGCAAGGAGGCCGGGAAGUUAGAAAAACACGGCAAAGUCUCGGCACAGACGUAAACCAGAUCAAGAGACAGUUUUUAAUGAGUUACCAGAAUUCAAUAAUUUUGAGCACCUCUCCUCGUUUUAUUUUUCAUUUUAAUAAGUGUGAAGACAUUUUUUUUAAAAGACGAAAACUUUAGAAGUCCAUCUGACGUUCCUGGGUUAAUCUCAUUGUGGCAGUGCCUACUGAUCCUGAAUUAGAUGGAAGAAACUUGGGACACUUUUAAUGAAAUACAAAGGGGGGGGGAGGGUGGUGGGGUGGCAGAAUAUUCUUGGAAAGUUUAAAAAAAUCACUUUUAAAAACUGUAUACUGUAUCUCCCAAUUGCUGUAUAUAAGAUAGGAGCCAUCGGCAAGCUUUCUCAUCUCCUUUCUGACUUCUGUUAAUAUUUUGUUUUUAAUCUCCUCCCGCACCUCCCAUCCCAAUCCCUGAACUCCCUUGCCCUCCAUUUUCUUUCUGCAUGACGUUCCCUUUUCUAGGUCAGUGAAUUCUAUAUGGUUUUAACCAGAAAUAAAUGAUAUUACUUGCUCAGUGAUCGAGAGAAGGCAGUGUAUUAGAGAGGACCUGUCUGUCCUGUUGAUGUCUAUGCUAUUCGUUAUUCUUUUAAAAAAAGAUUAUAUAUAUAUAGUUCAACGUUGAAGAAAAGCAGACGAGAGUCGAUGUUUUCUCAUUUGCACGUUUUAAUUAGGUAAGAGAUGGGGGAUUGAACCUGUGACCACUGUCUUCGGAACGUGUUUCUCUUUAUGUAAAUGUAUUUACUUUAGUCAUGCUUCCUGACACUGUAGCUGGUCCUUUGAGGCACCCGGGGUGGAAUUCUUUCAUCCAAUGCAAUUACUGUUGUAAAGUUGAGUGUUGGGGAGUGCUCUUGGGGAGGGAAGGAGGAAGGACAUAGGGUUGAUUCGGCCUGUGUCACUGGACUGCCUAAUCACACGUGUCCACCUUUUCAUCACCUGCCACUGCCCUCGGUUUUCUUUCCUAUUUCCAUUCGUGACCGCGAUGCACCGGAUGCAGAGGCUUGGGAGACUUGCUUUGGGCUCCCUAAUGAUUUUUCCUCCCCCUUCCCCACCUCGACAAGUGUGUAUGUGGUUCGUAUCAUCUGCUAUCGUGUCAAGCCAGUUUUGCCCGCGCAGAGGAAUAAGGCAAAUGGUUGACGAUCAUCCUUAUCUUUAUUUCUUUAAUUUAUUUUUUCAGCAGGAAGUGUAUCUGAUAUUUGGCCCACACCGUGAGCUGCUCAGGAGAUGGGUGAUACCCUCCUCGCCCCUUGAUUUGGGGGAGUUUGUAUUUUAAUUCCAGAGCUAUUCAUUGGUACCCUCCCCUUCCACCCCGCUGCCAUCGCCCCAGUUUGCUGCCAAAUCAUGUUAGACAUAGGAUUAAUUCGGGCCGCUCUCCUAUCAUGCUGCAACCCUGUUGUGCCCUCCCCCCCCCCCGUGCUCCCCACUCCUCACCCACGGCCAAAUUGACGCACCUGACCCCCGUGUACCACUGCGCUUCAGAUUUAGUUCCUGCACGUCCAGGGUAGGACAGUCGUCUUGUAGGCGUGAAUUGCUCUGUAUCUCAACUGGCAGUGUUACAUUGAGGGGGAAGAAAGGUUUGCAGUCUGACUUUGUCUGAACCUUGUAUGUGGUGUAAUUACAAGAGGAGGGUAUAUAAACGAUUGACAAGUGUAUCCACUGUUCUAAUUUCAGUCUGAAGCAAGCUUGACUAACUAUUGUUUGGUGUCAUUUGGUUUUGAAUGGGUUUGCAAGUACGCCUGGUGGAUGAGGUUAUGUGAAUGUGUAUGUGUGUAUAUACGUACACUGGGGAGUUGGGGUAGGGAGGGGAUAGACUGGGUUUCACACACCCAAGAAGUACAUAUAUAUUGAUAAUUGGAGUUUUGCUGGCCAUUUUAAAUACUAGAUAACAUAAUACUCAUUUAGAAAGAGGCAAAGUAGUCCCUCUUGUGACAUUACUGAAUCUCGUCAUUUAAAAAGGAAACAUUUUUUAAUUAAAAAAAAAUAAAGCCUCGAGAAAAUUGGACAAAUUGUUUUGUAAAACAACUAAUUUAUUUGGGUUGUUUAUAUUUGCAGUUGAGGGGCCCGCCCUAGUGUUUCUGCAUCUCUAACCUGAAGGAAAAGAAACUAUAAACAGUAUUAGCACAGUUGAAGUGAGGAGCACGCCAGCGUUAGGUAAUGGCUUACGAGGAAAUGGGAGAUGGGUUGUUUUCAGUAUUUUAUGUUGAAUAAUCCCCUGUGUUCUUUCACACAGGCGACUAUAGAAAUUCUGAAUGAGUGGGCAGGGCAGGGGAGGGCAGGUGGAUGGUUGUUUGAGAAGGUGAAUUUCAUUGUGAUCCUUGGAAGUUGGAGUGAUAAUAGGCAUCUCAUCACUAGGGGUACAUGUGGUUGGGUUAUGGUAAUACCACUGUGCUCUUUCAACUGUGCUAAUAUUGUACAUCUGCCUGUUGUUGAGAAUAUUGUAUAAAUAAAAAAAUGAGAUUGUUACAGAACAGAAGUGCUAGUUUCUUUUAAACAGUCAGAUCCAAGUUGCUUACUGCCCAUUACGCCAUUGGCAUUUAGGGCAGCAAUGAAGGUCCUCCAUCUCUGGUGGUGUUCAGGGCUUCCUUCAUCAUGUAAGUAGCUUCCUCUUGGCUUUCACUACUGUCAGUCAUGCAAAUCCCGGGUGGAGACUCAGGAAUACCAUCACACUCAGAUGUAGAAGGCUUCUUCAGUGCUGCUUCCGUAAGUUUUGUUCCCCCCUCAGCUGAACCCCCUUGUACCUGGAGGACCGGUGGACCACUCUUAGUCUGGCCUCUACCCUUUGACCUGUUUGACAUGGCUCCCUACCAAGAGCCAAAGGAGAAAGCCCUGACUCCAGCCAACGUAGCUCUCUGGGUCAUUGAGACAUGCCAGCCUCCAAAUCCAAGGUGUACGGUCCUCUUGGGGGGGUCAACUCCAAGCACGUGGUUUUACCUAAGCUCUCUCACUUUUCCUGAGUCUGGUUAGUAGAGUGUGGAGUGUGGUCAGGGUCACUCAGGAGGGAGGGAGUGUUCUCUGCCUGCUUGCUACUGAAUGACCUCCUGUUCAACACCACACAUUGGGUCAGCAAGCAAGGGCAAGACUGGGGCUUGGCACUGCAUUGCAGUUGAAUAGCCUGUCACAAUGACAUGAAUAAAUCAUAGAACCAUACAGCAUGGAAGUGAGCCCUAUAGCCCGAUUGUUCAGUGCCAACCCAUCAAAGCUUAUUCCAGCAUGGAUCCCCUACAAUUAACCAAGUGGUCCGUGGACCCCCUGUUCUGAAACCUCACCAAUCUAUAUACCUGUCCAAUUAUCUUUUAAAAGUUGUUUUUGUACCUGCCUCAGCCACUCCCUCUGGCAGCUCAUAUCAUGCUUUGUGUGUUUUUAGGAGAAAAAAAAUAGUUGCCCCUCAGUCUUUCCCCUUUCACCUUAAAGCUUUAAUCUCUAGAUCUUGAGUCCCCAACCCUAGGAGAAAGACUGUGCAUAUUGAUCCUGUCUAUGCCUGCUCAUGAUAUCCUAACUUCCAUAAGGAUUGAAGUCAUAGAGCACUACAGCAAACAAACAGGCCCUUCAGACAUACCUUGUGCCCAAGUUCUAGCCUGUCCAAUCUCUCCCUAGAACUCAGUCCAAGUCUUGGCAACAACCUUGUAAAUCUUUUCUGCACUCUUGAUGCCAGUCAAAAUGCAGAGCAGAGAGGGUCCUGCUACCCAGCCUGGUUGGAGAACGUUACGUGUACCUCAGGUGGGGAGAGGAAGGAAGAUAAUGCCAGUUCUCCAUGUAAAGUGCUUGUACUUCCAGUCAUAUGACCAUAAGAGAUAGGAGCAGAAUUAGGCCAUUCCAUCGUGGUUGAUUUAUUAUCCCACUCAACCCCAUAAUCUUGCCUUCCCACUGUAACCUUGAAUGUAUUUACUGAUCAAGAACCUAUCAACCUCUGCUUUAAACUUACCCAUUGACCUGCCCUCUACAGCCACUGAACGCAACAGAUUCCCACACUCUGGCUAAAAAAAAUUCAUCCUCAUCUCUGUUCUAAAGGGACUUCCUUGCAUUCUGAGGCCACGCCCUCUGGUUCGAGACUCCCCCACUAUCGGAAAUAGUCCUGCCCUCAUCUACUCUGUCUAGGCCUUUCAAUAUUCAACAGAUUUCAACGAGAAACCCCCCCCCCCGCCAUUCUUCUAAACUCCAAAGAGUGCAGGCCCAAUCAAUGCUACUUCAUAAAUUUGAGAAGCCCAAAUGUUCUUUAAGUACUUUUAGGUGUUAUUUACCAAAAGCACAUUCCGUGCCCAUUCCAGUUGUGUCACUAAAGGUGUUUGUUUGCUUAUUUAUUUAUUUAGAGGUACAGCAUGGAAACAGGCCCGAUAAGCCACAUGACCAAUUAAAUUACCUGGUACAUCUCCCAGAGGAAACCAACUGGGUGACAGGUAGAACGUACAAACUCCUUGGAGAGAGGGCCAGGAUGAACCCAGAACUCCCCGAGCAGUAACAGUGUUACGCUAACCACCAGGCUACCGUGGUGCCUGCUUCAUCAGGGCACUAUCUUGGUUUUACAGCAGGCUUCCACACAGCUGGAAGAACUUGCUGAAGCUCCAGAGGGGCUUGCCAAGGAUCGGCUGAGAGGGCAGCCUGGAUCUAGGGAAAGGGUUCCCAACCUUUUUUAUGCCAUGGACCCCUACCAUUAACUUGGUGGUCCGUAGAUCCCCAGGUUGGAAACCCCUGAUCUAGGGGAUACAGUCCCAGAUGCAGGUGAGGUGCAAUCCUAUCAAAGCCAUGAAUCGUUGAAUUUCUGCCUCAGGUAGGCACGGAAACCGUUGGGUACUUUCAAGGUCAAGUUCAACCUUUGGUCUCCAAGAAAGAGGAGGCCAAUGAGUAACAGGCAAGAAAAUGGAGUUAGAGGCCCAUGAUUUUACAGAAAAGUUUGAGGGACUACGUGACCCUAUUUUGUCAUUCUGUUGGAGUAUGGCUGAACUAAUAACAACAGGCUAGUGUCUGAGUGAAAACAGAGCACGCCGGGCUGCAUCUGUGGGGAAAGAAAACCAGGUAAUGGCCCAUCCCAAACAAGGUCGAAGCAGCCUGCUUGUUAGAUACCCCCCAUCAAUCUUCGGACCAUGUUUGUCAUUGAUUCAGAUGACACAUUUCACAGCAUGUUUCGAUGCACAUGUGAUAAAUAAAGCUGGUCUUCAUAUAAAUCUGGAACUCCCCGACCUAAAGCACCACCUUCACUAAAAUGACAACAAUGAUUCAAGAUCACCACCAGUUACUGCCUGCUACAGGAAGUCAUUGGAGUUCUAUUCAAAAGGUUCAAAGGAACAUCUAAACAAGCCUGAUGCAUUUUAGAAACAAGUCCUGUGGACUGAUGAAGUUAAAAUAGAAGUUUUUGGCCACAAUGAGCAAAGGUAUGUUUGGAGAAAAAAGGGUGCAGGAUUUCAUGAAAAGAACCCCUCUCCAACUGUUAAGCACGGGGGUGGAUCGAUCAUGCUCUGGGCUUGUGUUGCAGCCAGUGGCACGGGGAACAUUUCACUGGUAGAGGGAAGAAUGAAUUCAAUUAAAUACCAGCAAAUUCUGGAAGCAAACAUCACACCAUCUGUAAAAAAGCCAAAGAUGAUAGGGUAGUUAGAAAGCUUAUGGGGUGUUAGCUUUCAUAAGUCGAGGGAUAGAGUUUAAGAGUCGCGGGGUAAUGAUGCAGCUUUAUAAAACUCUGGUUAGGCCACACUUGGAGUACUGUGUCCAGUUCUGGUUGCCUCACUACAGGAAGGAUGUGGAAGCAUUGGAAAGGGUACAGGUAUUUACCAGGAUGCUGCCUGGUUUAGAGAGGAUGGAUUAUGAUCAGAGAUUAAGGGAGCUAGGGCUUUACUUUUUGGAGAGAAGGAGGAUGAGAGGAGACAUGAUAGAGGAGUACAAGAUAUUAAGAGGAAUAGAUAGAGUGGAUAGCCAGCGCCUCUUCCCCAGGGCACCACUGCUCAGUACAAGGGGACAUAACUUUAAGGUAAGGGGUGGGAAGUUCAAGGGGGAUAUUAGAGGAAGGUUUUUAACUCAGAGAGUGGUUGGUGCGUGGAAUGCACUGCCUGAGUCAGUGGUGGAGGCAGAUACACUGGUGAAGUUUAAGAGACUACUAGACAGGUAUAUGGAGGAAUUUAAGAUGGGGGGUUAUAUGGGAGGCAGGGUUUAAGGGUCGGCACAACACUGUGGGCCGAAGGGCCUGUACUGUGCUGUAUUAUUCUAUGUUCUAUGUCUAUGAAAAGAGGAUGGCUUCUACAACAGGAUAAUGAUCCUAAACACACCCCAAAAUCCACAAUGGACUACCUCAAGAGGUGCAAGCUGAAGGUUUUGCCAUAGCCCUCACAGUCCCCUGACCUAAACAUCAUUGAGAAUCUGUGGAUAGACCUCAAAAGAGCAGUGCAUGCAAGACGGCCCAAGAAUCUCACAGAACUAGAAGCCUUCUGCAAGAAGAAUGGGCAAAAAUCCCCCAACAAUAAUUGAAAGACUCUUAGCUGGCUACAAAAAGCAAUUACAAGCUGUGGUACUUGUCAAAGGGGGUGUUACUAAGUACUGACCAUGCAGGGUGCCCAAACUUUUGCUUCUGGCCCUUUCCCUUUUUUGUUAUUUUGAAACUGUAAAAGAUGGAAAUAAAAGUUUUCUUACUUAAAAUAUUAAAGAAAUGUGUCAUCUUUAACUUCAUGCCUUUUGGAAAUCAGUUCAUCUUUUACUCGCUUAGCUAUUCACAGUAACAGAAAUUUUGACUGGGGUGCCCAAACUUUUGCAUGCCACUGUAUAUAACUAUAUAGGAAUCUUUUUGUAACUGAUAGUACUUUUUAUGUAUUUCACUCUUCUGUGGCAAAACAACAAAUUUCACAAAGGUCGGUGAUAAUAAAUCUGAUUUUGAUUUUGACAGGCUGAAUGGCCUAAUUCUGCUACUGUACCCAAGGGUCGACCAAGGAUAUUGCAUUCGAGCUGUCUAUGUGAUACGCAAGCCGGGACAGUACGAUAUGGAGAGCAAGCUGUUGCCCAUACAGCAGACUCUCCAGAUAGGGAUGAUAGGGAGAGUUAGAAUGUAGAAAUCUACAGCACAUUACAGGCCCUUCGGCCCACAAUAUUGUGCCGACCAUGUAACCUAUUCUAGAAACUACCCUACCGUCUAGCCCUCUAUUUUCCUAAGCUCCAUGUACCUAUCUGAGAGUCUCCUAAAAGACCGUUGUAUCCCCCUCUAUCACUGUCACCAGCAGUGCAUUCCACACACCCACCACUCUCUGUGUGGAAAAACUUAGCCCUGACAUCCCCUAUGUACCUACUUCCAAGCCCCCUCUCAUGCUAGCCAUUUCAGCCCUGGGAAAAAGCCUCUGGCUAGCCACACCAUCAACGCCUCUCGUCAUCUUAUACACCUCUCAUCCUCCGUCGCUCCAAGGGGAAAAGGCCGAGUUCACUCAACCUAUUCUAAUAAGGCAUGCUCCCCAAUCCGGGCAACAUCCUUGUAAAUCUCCUCUGCACUCUCUCUACAGUAUUCACAUCCUUCCUAUAGUGAGGUGACCAGAACUGAGCACAGUACUCCAAGUGUGGUCUGACCAAGGGCCUUCACCCCCCUCCCGUAUCCUUUCAUGCCCUGACCAAUCAAGAAUCUAUCAACUUCUGCCUUAAAUAUACAGUACAUAC